AUGUCUGUUGCUGCUGCCCGAUCCUCUGCCGUCAAGGUUGACUGGGGAAAGAUUGUCUCUUCCCUGGGCCUGACCGGCGCCACCGUGUCUUCCCUCCAGGCUUUCCGAAAGCGACACGAGGAGGCCAAGAAGAACGCCUACGAGCUGCAGAACCAGCCCACUACCGUGGACUUUGCCCACUACCGAAAGGUGCUUAAGAACCAGAAGGUUGUGGACGAGAUUGAGCAGCACUUCAAGUCGUUCAAGCCCGUGACCUACGACGUGUCCAAGCAGCUCAAGACCAUCGACGCCUUUGAGGCCAAGGCCAUUGAGGAUGCCAAGGCCACCGAGGGCAAGGUCAACCAGGAGAUUGGCGAUCUGCAGAAGACCCUGGAGAACAUUGAGUCUGCUCGACCCUUCGACCAGCUCUCUGUUGACGACGUGUUCAAGGCCCGACCCGAUCUCGAGAAGAAGAUCGAGGAGAUGGUCAAGAAGGGCCGAUGGUCCGUUCCCGGCUACAACGAGAAGUUUGGCUCUGUCGUUCUUAUGUAA
This is a messenger RNA of Yarrowia lipolytica CLIB122, 531 nucleotides long. RefSeq lists its product as uncharacterized. Lineage: Eukaryota; Fungi; Ascomycota; Dipodascomycetes; Dipodascales. Gene Ontology annotation, molecular function: proton-transporting ATP synthase activity, rotational mechanism. Gene Ontology annotation, biological process: proton motive force-driven ATP synthesis. The record is from RefSeq and is a predicted model, not a curated record.